This is a messenger RNA of Cygnus atratus (black swan), 1552 nucleotides long. It is a transcript of the gene SLC35A1, whose product is annotated as solute carrier family 35 member A1. Gene Ontology annotation, cellular component: Golgi membrane. The transcript has 8 exons. Gene Ontology annotation, molecular function: pyrimidine nucleotide-sugar transmembrane transporter activity. The record is from RefSeq and is a predicted model, not a curated record. Bases 108 to 1124 code for a protein of 338 amino acids. Lineage: Eukaryota; Metazoa; Chordata; Aves; Anseriformes; Anatidae. Gene Ontology annotation, biological process: pyrimidine nucleotide-sugar transmembrane transport.
ACGCUCGGGGCGAGGCGCUGCUCCGACUCGAUGGUGAAACGCGGAAGCGGGGCGCGGGGCGCUCUAGGCCGGCUCUGCGCUCUCUAUGGUGCGAUGGGACCGGCACCAUGUCGGCUGCGAGGGAAAAUGUCAGCUUACUGUUCAAGUUGUACUGCCUCACUGUGAUGACCCUGGUUGCUGCAACAUACACAGUAGCGCUGCGGUACACGAGGACAGUGCAGACAGAACUCUACUUUUCUACUACAGCCGUGUGCAUCACCGAAGUUAUGAAGUUAUUCUUGAGUGUGGGCAUCUUGGCUAAAGAAUCUGGAAGUCUGGCAAGGCUAAUAACAUCUCUAAAAGAAAAUGUAUUUGGAAGUCCCAAGGAAUUGCUAAAAUUAAGUGUUCCAUCUUUGGUGUAUGCUCUCCAAAACAAUAUGGCUUUCGUGGCUCUUAGCAACUUGGAUGCAGCAGUCUACCAGGUGACGUACCAGUUGAAGAUCCCCUGCACAGCUCUGUGUACAGUCCUAAUGCUAAAGCGUACCCUUAGCAAACUGCAGUGGUUCUCGGUCUUCAUGCUGUGUGGUGGUGUUACGCUCGUGCAGUGGGAGCCUGCUCAGGCUACCAAAGUACAGGUGGAGCAGAAUCCAUGGCUAGGGUUUGGAGCGAUUGCCGUAGCUGUAUUAUGUUCAGGAUUCGCAGGAGUUUAUUUUGAGAAGGUAUUAAAGAGUUCAGAUACAUCCUUGUGGGUGAGGAAUAUUCAGAUGUACUUAUCGGGGAUUGCGGUGACUUUAUUUGGUGUGUACGUGUCAGAUGGAGCCCAGGUACUCGAGAAAGGGUUUUUCUACGGCUAUACACACUACGUCUGGUUUGUCAUCUUUCUCGCCAGCGUAGGCGGCCUCUACACGUCUGUUGUCGUGAAGUACACGGAUAACAUUAUGAAAGGCUUUUCUGCAGCAGCAGCCAUUGUUCUUUCUACUGUGGCAUCGGUCAUCCUCUUUGGCCUCCAGUUAACUACUACCUUUUCUGUGGGUGCUUUCCUGGUGUGUAUUUCUAUUUACUUCUAUGGAUUACCUCGGCAAGACACCACAAAAAUCCAGCCAGCGGAGACGAAGAGCUCAAAAGAGAGACUUGAUACUGUGUGACCUUGUCUUCAAAAAUGGACAGACAAGGAAAAAAUGGACUUUCAGAACUUUAAAACUGCAUUUUAAAAAAAAUUAGCCUUAGCUAGUUGUGAAAUGGUUUAAGUGGGAUAAACUGAAACCAGAAGUUCUUUCUUUUUUACACGUGAAGUUACCUGAGGUUGCUGCUGAGGCUCCGUUACUGCCAGGAGCUGGAUGGGUAUUUCACUGAAGGCAUUACUCAGUCGUGAUGGAAAAUGAAGAGUCCCAUUUACAAGGAAAAGAGAAUGAAGGAACUGAACACUCAACUGUAUAUAAUGUACAUAACGGAGGGAAAGUGGGUUCUUAUUGUGUAUUUGAUAAACCGUCUUGCCCUUUGAGGGCAAAAAAUGCCCCAAAGCUUCAAAAAAAUCUAUUAAAAAGGGCAACUACGGCCAGCAUUUUCUCUUAAA